AGUAAGUGACGUAUGGUCAAGAUGGUAGUUUGUAUGUUAAAAUCUUCGAUGUGUACAUGGUAUAUUCGUUUAAAUAAACAUUAAUUAUGAAUGGAUUUUUGUUCAACGUAAACUUUUAUUACAAUGGAAGAUAUUGAUGACAGUCAUAAUGAUAACAAAGGUGCUUUUUGGAAGAAAAAUACAAGAAAUGUACCUGGAAGAAUGGGUUUUUGGCUUAUUUCUAAGCCUAUUAGUUGCCUCUUACAACAGGAAGGAAUAUCAUUGGUGCAUUCUAUGGGAUACAAUAGGGAUUUAAAAAAUGGAAAAGAAAUUAAAGUAUUAAACCAGUGUAUGGAGCUAUGCAUCCUCCUAGACUCGAAUCACAGUAACAAUUCGAAACCUUUUGGAGCAGAGGAGAUGUCAACAUCAACGCUCAACCUGAUACCGAUCAAAUAGUGUUUCCCUGAACUUUGAAACUCUCCAUUGUAAUUCCAGCUUUUUGUUUACUUUUCUGACAACUAAUUUUUUUAUAGUUUUUGCAAGACUGUCGGGCACUCUAUAAGUUUUGUGUCGGUUUUUAUUUUCUAAAGGUGAGAGUUUAACUGUCCUAUCGGGUAUUCAUUAAUAUUUUAACACCAAAAUUUUGAAUUCCAUUCGGGCCUCACACUUACAUAAUUCUUUCAUGCAGUAGUUGAUUUCUGUUCUCUGAAUUUUUGUGAGUGCUUUUCUGAACUUUUUAUUUCAAACAGAAAUUGAUAAUAUUAUAGAGCAUAAAAAGAGUGGAGUGUCAAGAACUGUGCUCACCAUAGAA
This is a messenger RNA of Centruroides sculpturatus (bark scorpion), 790 nucleotides long. RefSeq lists its product as uncharacterized. The transcript is spliced from 4 exons. Bases 124 to 435 code for a protein of 103 amino acids. Lineage: Eukaryota; Metazoa; Arthropoda; Arachnida; Scorpiones; Buthidae. The record is from RefSeq and is a predicted model, not a curated record.